Salmo salar (Atlantic salmon) is the source of this 4692-nucleotide messenger RNA. RefSeq names its product integrin alpha-V. Gene Ontology annotation, cellular component: external side of plasma membrane; integrin complex. Gene Ontology annotation, biological process: cell-cell adhesion; cell-matrix adhesion; angiogenesis. The record is from RefSeq and is a predicted model, not a curated record. Gene Ontology annotation, molecular function: integrin binding. NCBI's taxonomy places the organism in Eukaryota, Metazoa, Chordata, Actinopteri, Salmoniformes, Salmonidae.
GGGAGUGCUGUCGACAUAAAUUAUUAUUAUUUUUUUUUAAACGUGUACAGAGAUUUGUUACGUUGUAUCGCAUGAACUGUACCAUUGAUAACACGAGUGGAUUCGAAUUGGACUCUUUUCUGUUUAUGUUGGUGAAGAAGUGAAAGUGUUUAGCGGAGUGGUUUACUGAACUGGAACCGGAUUAAUGGAAAUAGAGUAUGGGGAUCACGGUGUAUCAUCAUUAGAACGACUACAAAGAGAAAGGAGAACUCAUUGUAGUUGAGGCUCUUUUAACGCUAAAAACUACAACACUCCACAUACCCAGUUUAAUAAGGCUACAGACUUGGAUUUUUUUUUUUUUAGCAGUCAGGAUGGAACGACGUCGCAAACUUUAUUUAUCUUUGGCAUUGAUCCUGUUUUAUUUACAGUGGACAACUUGUUUUAAUCUGGAUAUUGACAAACCCUAUGUAUUCUCUGGACCUAAAGGAAGUUAUUUUGGAUUUUCUGUGGAUUUCUUCCAGCCAAAUAAUAAGCAGUCAAACAUUCUUGUAGGAGCUCCCAGAGCCAACACCUCCUCAACUUCCACAGUGGUGGAGCGAGGGGCAGUCUAUACCUGCCCAUGGCAGAAGACUAGUGACUGUACCCAAGUACAGUUUGACAAUACUGAUGAUCGCGAGAAUAUCGAUGGGGUUCAGAUGGAGUUCAAGUCCAACCAGUGGUUUGGAGCCACGGUACGGUCAGACGGUGAACACAUCCUGGCCUGUGCACCUCUCUACCAGUGGAGCACGUACAGCUUCUCAGAGCGAGAGCCUGUCGGUACGUGUUUCCUGAAGAAAGGAGGAGACGUGGUGGAGUACUCUCCCUGUCGAUCUAAUGCCAACUCUCCAGAGGGACAAGGAUUCUGUCAGGCUGGAUUCAGUAUUGACUUUGUCAAGAACAACAGGGUGGUUGUUGGAGGCCCUGGUAGUUUCUAUUGGCAAGGUCAGCUGAUCAGCGACGAUAUCUCUGAGAUCAUCGCCCGGUUCAACAACCACUACUACACCCCUUACAGUAACCAGCUGACCACCAAGUCUGCCAGCGCUCAGUACGAUGACAGUUAUUUAGGUUACUCUGUGACCGUCGGAGACUUCAAUGAGGAUGGAGAAGAUGAUUAUGUUACCGGGGUACCCAGGGGAGACAAAGCUCUGGGCUAUGUGAACAUCUUCAAUGGGAGGAACAUGGAGUCAAUGCUGAAUUUCACAGGAACACAGAUGGCUGCCUACUUUGGCCAUUCAGUGGCAGCGACCGACAUCAAUAAUGAUGGGCUGGUGGAUCUGUUUGUGGGGGCCCCUCUGUUCAUGGAGCGUGGUAGUGAUGGGAAGCUGAGGGAGGUGGGCCAGGUGUCUGUGUUCCUGGGGAAGGGAGGCUUCUCCUUCCACACACCCAUCACACUGAGUGGGACAGAGAUCUACUCACGCUUCGGCAGUUCUAUCGCCACACUGGGGGACCUGGAUAUGGAUGGCUUCAACGACAUCGCCGUAGCUGCACCCUACGGCGGGCCGAAGCACCGUGGCCUAGUGUACAUCCACAAUGGGAGGGCUGCAGGGCCUGACCUAGUGCCUUCUCAGGUCCUAGAGGGGAGGUGGGCCUCCUCUUACAUGCCCCCCAGCUUUGGAUACUCCCUGCACGGAGCCACUGAUAUUGACCAGAAUGGAUACCCAGACUUAAUAGUUGGUGUAUUUGGUGCAGACAAAGCCGUUCUAUACAGGGCCCGGCCGGUCAUCAGUGUUAACGCCACCCUGGACAUCAGCCCUCAGAUCCUCAACCCACAGGAUAGGAACUGCAAACUGCCUGACCAUGACACACCAGUGUCCUGUUUCAAAGUGAAGUACUGUGUUAAGGCGAGUGGGAGAAGCGCUCCAGCCUCACUGAAGUUCCAGGUUGACCUGGUGUUGGACAGACUCAAACACAAGGGGGCGACAAAGAGAGUUCUGUUCCUCCACGGCAAGACAUCUCGGUACACCAAGAACAUGACGGUCAGCAACGGCCGAGGACCGGCGUGCGAGGAGCAAGAAGCCUUCCUCAUAGAUGACUCUGAGUUCCGGGAUAAGAUCACUCCCAUCUCUGUGUUCAUGGAGUUCAGUUUGGACUAUCAGCAGGCUGCAGAUAAGACCGGCCUACUGCCUAUCCUGGACCAGACUACGCCCACCAACAUCUCCAAACAGGCCCAUAUCCUACUGGACUGUGGAGAUGACAACAUCUGCAAGCCAGACCUCAAGCUGUCUGUAGUGAGUGACCAGAAAGAGAUCUACAUAGGAGAUGAUAACCCCUUGACCCUGGAGGUGACGGCGGAGAACAGAGGAGAAGGGGCGUACGAGGCAGAGCUACAUGUCUUCCUUCCUCCCCAGGCUGACUUCACCGGGGUCGUACGCAACAGUGAGACUCUGUCUAGAUUGUCCUGUGCCUACAAGAUAGAGAAUCAGACCAGGGUGGUGGUGUGUGACCUGGGGAACCCCAUGAAAGGAGGAACUAAGGUGCUGGCCGGUCUGCGUUUCAGCGUUCACCAGCUCUCAGAGCAGGACACGUCUGUGAAAUUUGACCUGCAGAUACAGAGUUCCAACCAGUUCAACAACACCAGCAGUCUGGUCCUCAGCAUCACAAAGCUGGCUGUCCUAGCCAAGGUGGACAUCAGAGGGGUGUCCGCCCCAGACCAGGUCUUCCUGCCUGUUGCUAACUGGCAGCCUAAAGAGAACCCUGUCGUAGGAGAUGACAUCGGCCCACAGAUACUGCACGUCUAUGAGUUGCGUAACAGAGGUCCCAGUACCUUCAGCAAGGCCAUGCUGGACAUCGAGUGGCCCUACAGGUUCAACAACGGCUCUCUACUCUACAUCACUAAACUAGAGGUGGACGGAGACGGAGGAAUGAACUGCAGUACAGACAUGGAGAUCAACCCACUCAAUGUCUCAAACCCUCUAUCUGGAGAGAAGAACAUCACCUCUCCGAGUGGAGGAGGAGACGGGACAGAGGGGAGGAACAGGAAGCAUGUUCACCGCAGAGAGCUGGAGAGGAAGGAGAUGGAGGGAGACCUGGAAACUCUGGACUGUUCCAAGGUCCAGUGUUUGAAGAUCCGGUGUCAGGUGGGCCGUGUGGAGAGAGGUCAGAGUGCUAUCCUCUACAUCCACUCCAGGCUGGGGGUGGCCACCUUCCUCAAGACUGAGAGCCAGAACCGUUCGUUCACCGUGAGAUCUUCCGCUUCCUUCAGCGUCAUAGAGAUGCCUUAUAACAAGAACCUGUUGCCAGAGCUGCCCUCCAACACUACUACGGUGAGUAUGUCAGUGAUCUGGGUGAAAUCUGAAUCUGAACCGGUCCCUUGGUGGGUAGUGGCCCUGGCCCUGAUCGCUGGACUACUGCUGCUGGCUUUGCUUAUCUUCGUCAUGUACAAGCUGGGUUUCUUCGAGCGUGUACGCCCCCCUCAGGAAGACAGCGUGGAGAAGGAGCAGCUGGCGCCGCAGGAGAACGGUGACAGGAACACAGAUGCUUGAAAGACCCCCCCCCUCCCCCCGAGGCUCUUAACGCACGACCCUGUGUAGCUGUCUGUAAAUACACAACGGAUAACCCGUGUCUGAAUAGGUUCCCUAUGUAGUGCACUACUUUGGAACAGAGCCCCGAUGGGAAAGCACCAGUGUACACACACACAGUCCCAUCUACUCUUUAUAAUCAUACUCACACUGUACACUGUACCCUGAAGCCCUGUACAUUGUACCUGCAUCCUGAAGCCCCGUACCCUGAAGCCCUGUACCUUGUACCUGCAUCCUGAAGCCCCGUACCCUGAAGCCCUGUACCUUGUAUCUGCAUCCUGAAGCCCUGUACACUGUACCCUGUACCUGCAUCCUGAAGCCCUGUACCUGAAUCCUGAAGCCCUGUACCUGCAUCCUGAAGCCCCGUACCUGCAUCCUGAAGCCCUGUAGUCUACUGCUCCUCUUGCAUAUAUUUAGACAACACUGCUGUAUGACAUGGCUGGGAAGAACAAACAAGUCAUUUGAUAUUAAAAUGCUGAUGUAAAUCAUAUUUUUUUUUAAAAGGACUCCCGAUCUUCUGGUUAUUGUUCAGCAUCUUUUAGUGCACUUGGACUUUCAGUUUUUAAAUGAAUUGCUUGCUACAACAAUGUGAAUUCGAGACUGCAAGGAUGAUAUGAGGUGGAAGAGUUAUCAAUAACAAUGCUGUAUUGUCUUCAAUGACAAUACAUGACAUGUGUUUUUGAAUGGGCACUGCAAGGUGUUAAUAUGGACGUAUUGUAUGUUCUGUUAUGCUUCUGCAAUUGAUGACAUUCCGGGUAAUUUUCCACUCUCCAGAUACAGGAUUAUACGUAGGGACAUACAAAUCAGUUUGUAUAAAAGGACGAAAUUUACCCAUAUUGGGUAAUCAACAUGGCACUUCAUUUUUUUUUUUUGUAUCAGAGCACUAUAAUAUCUAAUGAAACAUUACCCAUCACCCACUGCUUCAUCUGUUUCUUCACACUUUGGUUUUAUUAUUUAUCUUAAAGCAAGUUUUAUGUUACAGACCUAGUUGUAAUUUUACCAGACAUUUUUUUUUCAAUUGAUUUCAAGUUGUUCCUUGUUCAUCCUUUUUUUUUUUUAAGAUAAUAUUGGAAAUGGUGAUGUAUUCCUUCCCCACAUAUCUGGUUGAGCUGACAAAGUUUUGAUCUUUCCUAAAUUAAAAUGUCUAAAACCAUAA